Ruditapes philippinarum (Manila clam) is the source of this 3787-nucleotide messenger RNA. RefSeq lists its product as uncharacterized. The record is from RefSeq and is a predicted model, not a curated record. The coding region runs from base 248 to 1657 and encodes 469 amino acids. NCBI's taxonomy places the organism in Eukaryota, Metazoa, Mollusca, Bivalvia, Venerida, Veneridae. Gene Ontology annotation, molecular function: DNA-binding transcription factor activity. The transcript has 4 exons. Gene Ontology annotation, biological process: regulation of DNA-templated transcription.
CAGUUUAAACACGCAGUAUUAGAAAUUCCGCUCAAAUUUAUAAGUCAAGCCUAUAUCUGGGUUCCCUAGUAUAGAUCUAUAUUUAGCCCAAAAUUUAAAAAAAAGGGAAACCACUAUAAUAUACAAAAUUAUCAGUAGAUGUUGAUGUUCAUAUACAUGUUAUUUCAUGGAAUUUUAAAAAGAUUUUGAAAAGUUUUCAUAGUUAUCCAGCAAUAUUUGAGUUUACUACUGUAAUACAGCUCAAUGUAUGAGAAAAAACAGUGUACCUUCUCAAAAGAUCGACAAGAGACGAGAAGCAAGGGCAACCAGUUUUUCUAGCCAUGUUACUGUACAUAACAAAUCAAAGCCAAAUCAAAGUUUAUCUUCACCAGCAACUCCAGUACAUUCCCAAUAUUCAAUCACGUCGAGUUCAAACAUUUUAACACCAAGUGAAACAGCAUAUUUUACCAGUUCUCUAAAUGAAGGAUAUGGGAACGUCGAAGAAGUUUCUGAAAACUUUUCUUUUGACACAAACGUUCUUAAUGAAAAUGACGAAGAAGAAAUUUUUAUAGCAACCCCUUUAGAACUGGGUUAUUUUCCUGCUUCUGAUGCAAAUGAUAAAGAAUUUGAUUUUGAUUCAUCUAAAACCUGUUUUUCAACAUUUGAUUCAAUAGAAACAUAUACUUCUCCUUUUCAUUCCACGCUUUCUAGUAACUCUGACAGUGACUCAGAUACAGAGGAUAAAUUUGUGUUAUUUUCUGAUACUUCAUCCGACGAAGAAUACUUUUCCGUAACUUCACCAAAGUAUUAUGAUAUAAAACCAUUACCAUCCGGAAACUUGCCCAACUUUGACGAACUUGAACCAGUUAAUAAGGACAAAGAAUUGUUUAAGCCUCCGGUAAAUCCGCUAGUUUCUAAAAGAACACCAACAGCAACAACAACUUAUUCGUCAGAAUCAAAUGUAGAAGAAUUAUCAUAUAUCUUUGACAAAUCGCAUUCUUCAGUUAAAGACGGUCAUAAGAAAGAGAAACGUGAAACAUCAAUAGCAGCAGACGAAAAGAAGACUGCAACAUUUUGUUCAACAAAUAUUCAGACAGCAUUGUUAAGUAAAAUAACACCAGAUAGAAAAAGUAAGAAAUUAUACCACAGUCCUUUCGACGACUUUCUUAAUAUGCAAUUACAAAGGAAAACUCUACAUACAGAAGAACCUGGGUCUAAAUCAGGACAUGACAGAGAUAUAGAAGUGGACCUUGAAAACUUUGAGACUGAAGUUGGCAAAGCGUUUGAAGAGUCAGUGAGUGAAGGAUCGUUAAUGCCAUUACUAAAACAGGAACUUCAAUGUAAAAUACAGGUCAGACGUUUAUCAAUGGGACAAUCUGAGUUAGUGCUUGAACCUGAAGAGCCAAAGGUAUAUAAACUUACAGAAGAUGAAAUAAAAAAGAAACAGGCACGCCUAGAACAGAACCGUAGAUCGGCAAAGAAAUCGAGACACAAAGCAAGAAAACAUGAACAGAAUCUUUUAAAUCACAUCAAAAAGGCAAUGACAAAAAAUACAAAACUGCGAAAAGAAAUUUCAAAACUGCAGACGAUAAGAGACAAGUAUAAAAAGACGUUUGAUCUUCACAUGGUGUCCUGUACAGCAACAAGUUCUUCAACAAGUUCUUCAACGCCACCAUAGCCGAGUGUCAGAUUAUCAUAGCUUCAGCUGGCUGAAAGCUUUAGCAUAGAGAAAGUCUUGAUGGGCAUUACUUAAAUACGCGCGAUUAAUCCAGCAGUUUUUAAAGAUAUGUAUAGUACCCAAAUUACAGACAGGUAUUUUACAUUGGACCGUCUGUUGAUAUACUGCGUACAAUGUAUGAGUUUUACAUGCACACAUGAACACUUUAAACAUGUCACAAUUGUUUAACGGUGCAAAUGCAACUUGGAUGAAACAUGUUUAAAUGUCUACAUGUAGGUAUUAAGUAUUAUUUUUCUAAAGAAGUUGGCAAAACGAAACAUCAGUAAUGUGUACAAUUGAUUCCUCAGAACGAUGAACAGAUGAUGUAUAUAUCCCUUUUCAUAUUUGAAUUAGUAAAUAUAAGAAUCAGUUUCCAAAUAUCUUAUACAUUUUAUCGCUUUCAUAUUUUAAUUCAUAGAUUGUAACAGUAAUUCUUACGUACUACUCGUACAGAUAUUAACUAAAAUACUUCGACAAUUUUUUACUGGUCAUAAUUAACUUUGCUCUGUUUAUUAGAAUUAUAUAUACAUAAAAUACUUUAUUAAGAAAUAACCUGAAUAUUCACCCGAUUGUAAUUCAUACUCGUAUAACCUCAGCUUUAUUUUAGCCGCGAACUGGUUUGUUAAUAUUUAUUCAUAUUGUUGUCACAUUGUCUUUUUAUCUAAUAAUUCAAAUACCUUUUAUAUGUAACUACAAUGCAUACUUUUAUGGGUUUUUUUGUAUUAUUAUGGAACUUGUUAGCCGCGAACUGGUUUGUUAAUAUUUAUUCAUAUUGUUGUCACAUUGUCUUUUUAUCUAAUAAUUCAUAUACCUUUUAUAUGUAACUACAAUGCAUACUUUUAUGGGUUUUUUGUAUUAUUAUGGAACUGACGUGUAUGAAUUUUUAAUUACAUUUAUCAAAAGUAAUUGUUUCUGAAAUACCAAACCCUUUAAGACAUUACUAGCAAAAACAAUAAAAGUAAUUGUAAACAGGUUUUCUUUUACCUUCAACUUCUUGAUGGAGUAAGUGCUCUUUGACAUUAUCGGGAAAUUUAGUAUUUUUGGAAACGAAAUAAAUGUAAGGAAUUCAAUUGAAAAUCCGAAGAGAAAAAGUAUAGACUAUUGUAUAAUCUAAAACUAGUGUUACCAGACACAUAUAUCACGGAAGCUUUGAGAACAGUAAAGAUGACAACUGAAAAGGUACAACUAUAAGCUGAUCAACCUUUUUAUUGUGCGGUGAUAGUUUUAAUAGAUAGCCCUAUUUUUCUGAAAGCUUCCCGUCUUGGAAGAAAAACAGUACUUGUGAAAGUUUUGUAUUGACCUCUCUUGAUAAUUUCAAGGGCGAUGAAUAAACCAUGAACGUUUCUGUUGAAUAUUUAGAAGUUUAAAGUCAACUUAAAGUUAAAAUCCUUUCAUUCACAUCAGGUCAUGGCAAAUGUAAGUAUUGUGUAGUAUGGUAAAUAUGUAUACAAUGUCGUUUUCUGUGAAAUCUCCAAUAUUUUAAACCUUACGUUAAUUACUAUAAAUGCAUACACAAUUGUUUUAACAUAGGUUGUGUUUCACCAAUGAACAAAAAAUGAAAUACUAGUACAUUAUCAAUAAUUUUAAACAUUUUUUAUAUAAAUUCAAAUUAUAUAGUUGCAUUAGUUCCUAGUUUCCUAAAUAUAUAAAUCUUUGCGUAUAUGAAGUUUUUCAUACAUCUACUGUCAAAUGUUCUCCACGAUGUCGUACUGUAAAUUCGAUUUUUUUUGCGAAGACAAUUUGUGAUUAUUAUCUAUGAUAACCUCGGAAACAAUACGGAUUGAAAGUAGUUCUACCAAUUGGUUUCAGAUGUAAACAGAAAAACGAAUGUAUAUAAAGAAAAGUAAUGUCUGUUUCGGUCACUUAUGAUUGAAAAUAUGUCUGGCAACAAUUUUUAAUUUAAAUAAACCCACUGAUGUUCAAUUUUAAACAAAUCCGACUAAAUGCCAAGAGGUUGGUUUUUUGUACUUUCGGUUUCUACAACCAUAAUAAAAAUAUAGAAAUAAUGUAUUGUUUGCUUUUGUAUCUAUGAAUUCAUUUAUUUUAGGUAGACUUUUACUACAUAUAUAGGAAAUAAACUUGUCAACAACU